Molecule: messenger RNA, 1508 nt
Organism: Drosophila melanogaster (fruit fly)
Lineage: Eukaryota; Metazoa; Arthropoda; Insecta; Diptera; Drosophilidae
Exons: 4
Coding region: 446-1312 (288 amino acids)
Biological process (GO): DNA-templated transcription; regulation of DNA-templated transcription
Cellular component (GO): nucleus
Molecular function (GO): DNA binding
Source: RefSeq, marked reviewed
UUUAAAAUUUUCCCUGAUCAGUGUGAAAUUUUGGAGAGCGAGUUAAAAUAAAUUCAUACUUUGCUGAUGAUUUCCUUAUGCCGACAAUCUUGAUUGGGGCUAAGAUGGUAUGUGGGAAUCAAAUGAUUUAUUGUGCAUUUCCACACGCACACAUGCACAUGCCCAUCGGGUCAGUCGGCUAAUCAAUCACUCAAUCGAGACACAUGCACACACACCCGCCCGUUUCGGCUCUACAUCAAUUCAGUUUGUGAUUGUCGCUUGAGGAGAGCAUAACGCCGGUCGUCAGGUGGUGGAAAUAAGUUUAUACAUAUAUGAGCAUCCAGAUCCAGAGCAACUACAACAAUCAGUGGGAGUAUGUGAGGUGUUUACCAACACUAGACGCUAGAAGUGGCAACUCUGGCCAACUGUAAUCAACAACAGCUGAUUGGCUUGAACAACAGAAAAAAUGGCAGCUGCACUGCCAGAUCGGUUUAGUGCGGGCAAACGGCAGUUCUGGCGCGAGUUUCUGGCCCUUUAUCAGGGAAUGCCGGAGCUGUGGGACGUCCACCACCUCAAUUACCGGAACAAGGAGCUGCGAAACCGGGCGUAUGAGUUGCUGGAGAGGAAACUACGGGAGAUACAGCCGAACGCUACGCGCACAGAAGUCGGCAGGCGCAUCAACAUAUUUCGCACCAAUUACAGGCGGGAGCAGAUGCGAAUCCUCAAGCAGAAGGAGCUGGGGCUGCACUCCGAUCUCUGUAAGCCGACGCUCUGGUUCUACGACUACAUGGGAUUUCUCCUCACCCAGGAGACCUUCCAGCACAGGACCAGAAAAGGUCGGGGCGGCAGACAGAAGCAAGAUUUUCGCAGGGAAAAGGAUGACAAAUACCCCUUGAAAAAUCCAGAUCUCAACACGGAAAGCGUUUGUGAUUGGCCGAUCAAGGAUGAUAACGCUUUCAACUACCAGUCCGAACCGACCGCCCCGCAAUCCGAAGAGGGUUCCCUGCUCAGUCCAAAAUUGGAGAUCAUAGAGCCGGAAGAAGGGCAGUGUGAAGUCAAAGAGGAAAAUAGUUUGGGAAAUUCAUUGGAAACGAAAGAACCCACAUCCUCGAUUCAAACAGAUCCCGAGAACGAACGAGGAACUGCACCCAUGCAACUCAGCGAGUCCUCCGAAGUUCUGGCCAGAUCCUGGGCUAUCCAGUACGAGGAAAUGUCCCCCACGCAACGGAUUCUGGCACGAAAGGCCAUCGCAGACAUCCUGUUUGAGGGAUGCAUGGGCAACCUGCGAGUAAACCGCGGCGAACAACAGAGCACCGUGGCAAAUCAUUUCUAAACCCUUGACUUCUACUAUUACGUCAUUUGAUAUUCCUGCAUUUGUCACUCUACGAUUUAAUGAACAUCUCAUUGAAGUCUUCAAAAAAACAGAACUAAGCAUACGGCUCUAAAGAAAGUUCGAAAUCACUCAGGCCAUAAUAACGAUGAACGAGGCAUUGCAAACUAGAAAACUAGAAUUUAAGUACUACAAAUAC